Messenger RNA from Stegodyphus dumicola, 1240 nucleotides. It is a transcript of the gene Rrp4, whose product is annotated as exosome complex component Rrp4. Gene Ontology annotation, cellular component: nuclear exosome (RNase complex); cytoplasmic exosome (RNase complex). Gene Ontology annotation, molecular function: RNA binding. The record is from RefSeq and is a predicted model, not a curated record. Lineage: Eukaryota; Metazoa; Arthropoda; Arachnida; Araneae; Eresidae. Gene Ontology annotation, biological process: CUT catabolic process; nuclear-transcribed mRNA catabolic process, deadenylation-dependent decay; nuclear polyadenylation-dependent rRNA catabolic process.
GCAGUGGUUCAGCAGGCGCAUAUUGGAGCUGCGCAUCUGAACAUGUUUUUAAAUGUAAGAAGCAUUGAGAGAAAUAUUCCAAAAAAUGUUUGAUAUAAGACUGAGUAGAGAAAUGCCUGAGGAAGAACUUCCUGCCCAAGACAUAGAGUUUUUUGUCACUCCGGGUUAUGUUAUAUCAUCUGAUCCUGGUUUUAUGAGAGGUCAUGGAACAUGGGCAGAUGAAGAUGAUAAAAUAUGUGCCACUGUUGCUGGUUCUGUUGAACGAAUAAAUAAGUUGUACUCUGUGCGACCUCAGCGAUCUCGUUACAGUGGGGAAGUUGGAGAUGUUGUAGUUGGCCGAAUAGUUGAAGUUCAGCAUAAAAGGUGGAGUGUGGAUGUAAAUGCUCGAUUGAAUGCCAUUUUAUUACUUACAUCAGUUAAUUUACCUGGAGGUGAAUUAAGACGAAAAACGGAAGAAGAUGAACUGAUGAUGAGAAAUUAUCUUGAAGUUGGAGAUCUUAUCAGUGCAGAGGUAAAAUCUGUGUUUUCUGAUGGAUCUUUAUCUUUACAUACUAGGAGUAUGAAGUAUGGAAAGCUGUCUCAAGGUCAGUUGGUGAAAGUUCCAUCCUCUUUGGUACUUCGUAAAAAGACCCAUUUCCAUGAUAUUGUGAGUGGUAUUCAAAUUAUUUUGAGCAAUAAUGGUUACAUUUGGAUAGCUCCUAUAUCUGGUGAAGAUAUUGAAACUGGUGGCUUCGCUCAAAAUUUAGAGUGUAUUUCUAAAGUUGACCGAGAAAGCAUUGCAAGGUUAAGAAACUGCAUCUUGGCUUUGGCUAAGUAUAACAAAAUGCUAUCAGACACAAUUAUAUUGUAUGCUUAUAAUGCAUCAUUAUCUUAUGAGGAGAAAUCUUUGGAAAAUAUGAAGACCCCCUGUAAUAUUUAAGGGAAGAGGAAACCUUCUUUCGAUGUAUGAGGUCGUUAAAUUCUCUGAGCAGACAAAGGAGAAGCCUGUAUUCACACAGUUUCUUUAUACCAGGCCAAACGACUUCAUAAUUGUGACCUAUUUGCCCGCUGUCCUUGAACGCUACACAUACCAUUGACAACAACCAAUUGGCGACACAAAGACUGGACACCUUAUCGAUGGAGUCACGUCGUCUUUACCAGUGAGAAAAAUUAUGAUGAACCAAAAUGGGAAAAUUCAUUAAAAAUAGGCAUGUUUGGUGCUAGUUUAUCUGUCAUCAAAAAUGUUUGCAUAGAAUAAAGG